Molecule: messenger RNA, 579 nt
Organism: Macaca mulatta (Rhesus monkey)
Lineage: Eukaryota; Metazoa; Chordata; Mammalia; Primates; Cercopithecidae
Product: C-X-C motif chemokine 5
Biological process (GO): chemotaxis; defense response; immune response
Cellular component (GO): extracellular region
Molecular function (GO): chemokine activity
Source: RefSeq, a predicted model, not a curated record
AUGAGCCUCCUGUCCAGUCGCCCGGCCCGUGUCCCGGGUCCUUUGGGCUACUUGUGCGCGCUGCUCGCGCUGCUGCUGCUGCUGACGCCACCAGGGCCCCUCAGCCCAGCUGGUCCUGUCGCUGCUGCGAUGAGAGAGCUGCGUUGCAGUUGUUUACAGACCACGCAGGGAGUUCAACCCCAAAUGAUCAGUAAUCUGCAGGUGUUCGCCAUAGGCCCGCAGUGCUCCGAGGUGGAAGUGGUAGCCUCCCUGAAGAACGGGACGGAAGUUUGUCUCGAUCCACAAGCCCCUUUUCUAAAGAAAGUCAUCCAGAAAAUUUUGGACGGCAGUAGUCCAACAAGGGGUUUGGCAUCUCAAUCUAUAAUACCUCCCCUCACUUUUACCAGGGACCCUUAUGAUCUGGAAAUUACAAAGAUGAGGAACUCUCAGUCUAAGUUAAGGUUUUCUGCUGCAAAUAUACUCAGUUUUUCCACAGAACAAAGAUUUUCCGUUUUGUACACUCAGUUUAUCAUCAUCUGUACUGUGUUUCUCAGCGUGGAAAUGGAAGGCAAUGAUGCAAACGACAGUAACAGCAGUUAA